GCGCACGAACGUUUGUGCCCUCUGCGAGCUAGUGGGCAUGAAUGUGGUUGUUUGCCCGUGCCUGCUCGUCUGAUAAUGGAACAAUGUGUGGCUCGGUUAGAUGUUGCCAUGUUCAAUGCUAUUCUUCGUGAUUCUGAUGAAAACUUUCCAACAGACCCUGUAUCUGAUCCCAUUGCAGACUCGAGGGUCUUGCCGAUUCCUUCUACAACAUCAAGUUUUGGUUCUGGUGCUCAGCUGAAAAACUCGAUAGGAAACUGGUCUAGGUGGCUCACUGAUCUGUUCGGCAUCGAUGACGAAGAUGAAGACAGUAGUGAUGAGAAUAGCUACGUUGAUAGAUCGUUCAAGACAUUCCAUCUUCUUAAGGCGUUAAGUGAUCUAAUGAUGCUUCCAAAAGAUAUGCUCCUCAACAGUUCUGUGAGAAAAGAGGUUUGCCCGAUGUUAGGUGCACCGUUGAUCAAGAGAGUGUUGAACAAUUUUGUCCCAGAUGAGUUUUGUCCUGACCCAGUUCCUGAUGCUGUGCUUGAAGCUCUUGAAUCCGAGGAAAAAGCUGAGAAGGGUAUGAUCACAAGCUAUCCAUGCACUGCACCUCCUCCAGUGUACUCUCCACCUUCAGGGGCUUCAAUCUCCACCAUCAUUGGGGACUUUGGACAGCCUCAAGCGCCGCAGUUAUGCAGAAUCAGGUCUUCGGUUACAAGAAAAGCGUACACAAGCGAUGAUGAGCUCGAUGAGCUGAGUUCACCGUUGGCUGUUGUUGUUCUUCAACAAGCGGGUUGUAAGAAGGUCAAUAAUGGUGGUGCAGAUGAGACAGUUAGGUAUCAACUACUGAAGGAGUGUUGGAUGAACGGCGAAUAAUCAGAUAUUGUUGUGUUUUGUCUGUGUUUCCACUUGUGACUUGGUUGUAAAUGUCUGAUGUGUCAAAAAUCUUGUUGGUAAUGCGAUGAUAUAAGUAGUGUUGGUGAGUUGGUGUACAGAAUGUAGCACAAACUGUAUUCAACAGUAGUACCAGUACGAGAGAUUAACAUUUACCGCAGAGACGCACACGAGAUUGUUGCAAGGGAAGCAAAUAUAAACUACUUAUCAUAAGGAAAAUUUUGGCUCUG
Messenger RNA from Camelina sativa (false flax), 1100 nucleotides. The record is from RefSeq and is a predicted model, not a curated record. NCBI's taxonomy places the organism in Eukaryota, Viridiplantae, Streptophyta, Magnoliopsida, Brassicales, Brassicaceae.